CCCCAGGUUGCCCAGGUAACGGUGGGCGCGCGUGGUCGGGAAAGAGGCCUGUUAGCCUUGAAGAAUGGCAGAGGCAGUCUUCCGUGCCCCGAAGAGGAAAAGAAGAGUAUAUGAGAGUUACGAGUCACCACUGCCCAUCUUUGGUCAGGACCAAGGUCCCAGGAAGGAAUUCCGAAUAUUCCGAGCUGAAAUGAUUAGCAACAAUGUGGUAGUCAGGGGUGCAGAGGACAUGGAACAGCUGUAUGGGAAGGGUUACUUUGGAAAAGGCAUUCUUUCAAGAAGCCGUCCGAACUUCACAAUCUCCAAUGCCAAGCUGGCUGCCAGAUGGAAAGGUGUGCAGACAGAUAUGCCUAUAAUCACCUCAGAGAAGUAUCAGCGUCGAGUGGAAUGGGCCAUGGAUUUCAUGCGUAGACAAGGCCAGGAUGAGAGCACUGUGCGAAAGAUCUUGACAGACUACACAGGGCCACUGGAGCUCCCUUGCAGAAAGGAGAAAGAGGAGACCCCACAGUAUGACCCACUGAAUUCCAAGGCCAACUCCUCCCUGGAAGGCAGAAUGGGAAAGGAUGAACUCCCUGUGACCACUGGAGGUGCUGGACAGUCAGAUGACCUGCAGGGUCUCAACACACACUCAGACUGCCUACAGGAGGGGCCUGACCAUGCCACACUCACUGUGUCUAGUCCAUCUAGCCUUAAUGGACAUGUGAUAGAAGACACCACAGUUCUGCCCCAAGUCCCCUGCCAUAACCAGGAAGCCCUCAUUCCCCAGGAUGGCCCUUGGCCUGAAGACAGCAGCCGGACAACAGGAGAGAAAAGGGCUGCUCAUGAGUAUGUACUCGUAGAGGAAGAGCUGUGUGAUGUCCAGGAGGACGAGGCCCCAGAUGAGAAGUUGCUGCAGAGAAAGAGACUGGUGUGCAGAAGAAAUCCAUACAGGAUCUUUGAGUAUCUGCAGCUCAGCCUAGAAGAGGCGUUCUUCCUGACGUAUGCCCUGGGAUGUUUAAGUAUUUACUAUGAGAAGGAGCCUUUAACAAUAGUGAAGCUCUGGAAAGCCUUCACUGCAGUCCAGCCCACCUUCAGGACUACCUACAUGGCCUACCACUACUUUCGAAGCAAAGGCUGGGUGCCCAAAGUGGGGCUCAAAUACGGAACAGAUUUGUUGCUGUAUCGGAAAGGCCCUCCAUUUUACCACGCAAGCUAUUCUGUCAUCGUUGAGCUAGUGGACGACAACUUUGAGGGCUCCCUCCGAAGACCUUUCAGCUGGAAGUCACUGGCUGCCUUGAGCAGAGUCUCAGGCAAUGUCUCUAAGGAGCUGAUGCUGUGCUACUUGAUUAAGCCCUCUACCAUGACUAGCGAAGACAUGGAAACCCCAGAGUGCAUGAAGAAGAUACAGGUUCAGGAGGUGAUUCUCAGCCGUUGGGUUUCUUCACGGGAGAGAAGUGACCAGGAUGAGCUUUGACCUUUCAACCUCAGAGUCCACAGUUCACCAGCAACUCUUGACUGUGGCAGAAGUCUGCCCUGAAGGAGCAUGAGCAGGUUUGGGGAUCAGAACCCCAUGUUCUGCUGCUUUAAAUGGAAAAUCUACUCCUGUGGCUCAGCCCACCCAAGGACUUCAACCAAUAACCCAAAGGAUUGAAAAUCAGUGAUGGCCUGGAAGCCUUGAAAUACUGAGUGACUGAUGUCUUCUCAGUGAACUCAUUAUUUGACAUGUUUGCAUGUUGAACACAAAAUUAUACAGUAUUAGCUAUUUAAAAUGCAUCUUGUA
Messenger RNA from Phodopus roborovskii (desert hamster), 1759 nucleotides. RefSeq names its product tRNA splicing endonuclease subunit 2 (gene Tsen2). NCBI's taxonomy places the organism in Eukaryota, Metazoa, Chordata, Mammalia, Rodentia, Cricetidae. The coding region runs from base 65 to 1453 and encodes 462 amino acids. The transcript is spliced from 12 exons. Gene Ontology annotation, cellular component: tRNA-intron endonuclease complex. Gene Ontology annotation, biological process: tRNA splicing, via endonucleolytic cleavage and ligation; tRNA-type intron splice site recognition and cleavage. Gene Ontology annotation, molecular function: nucleic acid binding; tRNA-intron lyase activity. The record is from RefSeq and is a predicted model, not a curated record.